Molecule: messenger RNA, 1233 nt
Organism: Asparagus officinalis (garden asparagus)
Lineage: Eukaryota; Viridiplantae; Streptophyta; Magnoliopsida; Asparagales; Asparagaceae
Product: protein ROOT INITIATION DEFECTIVE 3-like
Exons: 1
Coding region: 1-1233 (410 amino acids)
Biological process (GO): DNA-templated DNA replication; rRNA processing
Cellular component (GO): nuclear pre-replicative complex
Molecular function (GO): protein binding
Source: RefSeq, a predicted model, not a curated record
AUGACUUGCUCUUCAAGAGAGAUUAUCCUCACAAGCUCCUCCGACUCCCCAGUCACAGCCUAUGAUCCUCUAACCGCCAACACUUUGGCUCGUUUUUCCGGCAGCCGAUCACCUCGACAAGGCCUCGCCCUCGCUGGAAAAAACCUCAUUGCUGCAUCCCACAUUUGCCCAAAUACUGCAUCCACUGGCUUCAUCAACCUCUACAACUGGUGGUCCUCCGCUUCCUUUCAAUGCAUCCAUGCCCCUGAACCCGUUGCCCCUAUUGUAGCGAUCCCUGAUGGAUCCUAUCUUUUCUCAGGUAGCCUUUCAGGCUUCAUUUACACCUUUUCGCUGCCUUCUGGUGAGCUUUAUCGCUCAUCUCAGGCUCAUACUCGACCAAUCUCCUGCUUAGUGAUCAAUGAGGAUAGUAGUUUGUUGAUAUCUGGAGGUGAUGAUGGCGUGAUAGCUGCAUUCUCAAUUCUUAAUUUACUGGAUGUUUCCUCAGAUGAACAUGGCACAUCUCAGAUUGCUCUUUAUCGGUUUUCUGCACACAGUUCAGCAGUCACAGGUAUUUCUUUGGGAUUAGGUGGUUGCAAUGCCUCUAUGGUUUCAACCUCGCUUGACGGCACAUGUAAGUUUUGGAGCAUUGCAGAUGGUGCUCAGCUUCAAACCAUCCAAUUCCAAUGCCCACUUUGGUGCGUUGCAGUGGAUCCUUAUAAUUUAGCUUAUGUUGGUGGAUCCGAUGGCCAAGUGCAUGCUAUCUCGAUAAAGAAUAGAAGGAGAAGGCAAGGGAUUCAAGUGGAGUCGUGGGAAGCAGAAUCGAACAUAGCAGUCGUGGCAUUAGCAAUGGUGAAUGGGAACAAGAAUUUGGUCUCGGCUUCUGAAGAGGGGAUUAUAAGGAUACGGGAUUUGGAGAGCAGAUCCAUUGUUCAGGUUUUUGGGCAUGAGAGGGGCGGCACAAUUAGUCAUCUCUUGGUGACUAAUGGGUUUGGCAAUGGCCGAACCAAAGACGAAGGAGUUAUACGCAAUGGAAUAAGCAGUCAGGGGUUCAGUGAGAAGGAGAUUAGCAGGAAGGUUAUAAAUGUGGAAGAAAUGGAAGAGUGGUUGGGUGUCGCGGUAAAAGACAGGAGGAGGGCCAUUGACAUGCUUGAGGUCGCUAUUGAAACUUACGAAAAGCUAUUAGGACUAUUACUCAAGGAGGCCAAGGGCGGUGGGGAUAAAGAGGAAUCCACAGACAUGGACUCUUCUAUGUAA